UACAGAUUUGUGUUUCUUUGUGUAGGCAAACUAUUGAAAUGGCUGCAAUUAAUAAUCCAAAUAUCGAUCUGCACAUUCCCAAGUGGAUAAAUGUGGAAUAUUUUCAUGAUAUUGUGGCAAAAGAUAUUCCCGAAAUGGAAUCAAUAGUGAAUUUUAUCCCAACAGCGGCAAUACCACCGGGUGAAAAUUUUACAUCGGUAAUGGUGCGUCUACAUUUUGAUUUGAAAAUGAAAGAUGGAAGCCUUAAAAACAAGACCUACAUUCUCAAAACCAUGCUGGAUGAUGACAAAGGUGGUGAACUUAUCAAUAAAUUAGCCUUGUUCCCCAAAGAAAUGCAAAUGUAUGGCGAAUUUUUGCCCGCUUUUGAAAAUCUCUACAAAGCUGCUCGCUGGAAUAUUCAAUUGGCCCCCAAAUGUUUGCUUACCGAGAAAAAAGACAAUCGAAUUAAUUUCAUUUUUGAAGAUUUGAGUGAGAGGAAUUUCCAUAAUGAGGAUCGUCUUAAGGGUCUUGAUAUGUUGCAAAUGCAGCAAGCCUUGCGAAAAUUGGCCGAAUUCCAUGCAGCCAGUGCAGUAUAUGAACAGGAACAUGGACCAUAUCCAGAGGAUUUUAAAUAUAGUUUUGUGGAUACCCGACACGAUUUAACAUAUCUGAAAUUUAGAUUUGAUGUAACCGGGACAAGCUAUAAAAAGGCAAUGGCUCAGUGGGGAGAAUGGGAUAAAGGAGAGGAAUAUAUCAAGAAGUUUCCCACUUACGAGCAAUACGAAAAAUGUGUUUUAGCUUCUUUGGAUAUACCUUCGAAUUCCUUUAAUGUCCUCAAUCAUUCAGAUUUCUGGUGUGGCAAUAUAAUGUUUUCCGAUGACUCUGAAGAACCCCUUUUAGUGGAUUUUCAGGGCUGCAAAUGGGGAAGUCCUGCCGUAGAUUUAUUAUUCUUUCUCACCUUGUCUCCUAGAGCCGAUUUACGUCUAAAGGAGUACGAUAAUUUUGUUGCCAUAUAUCAUGCCCGUUUGGUGGAAUGUCUCAAGAUACUGGGCUAUAACAAACUUCCCAUACCCACUUUGAGAUCCCUGCAUCAGGAUAUGUAUUCAAAAAGAAAUACAUUUUAUGCAUUUUUUGCUUGCUUUAAUCAUAUGCCCAUCAUGUUGUGGCCUACCGACAAAAAUUCGAGUAUUCAGAAUUUUAGCAGCCCCAAUGAGUUUGGUGAACAGUUGCGCAUGAAAGCCUAUACAAAUCCCAACUUUGUGGCCAUUAUAAAGGAUAUUUUUACAUUUUAUCAUCAACGUGGUCUAUUCAAUUUUGAGGAUUAUAAAUAA
Messenger RNA from Stomoxys calcitrans (stable fly), 1310 nucleotides. RefSeq lists its product as uncharacterized. The transcript is spliced from 4 exons. NCBI's taxonomy places the organism in Eukaryota, Metazoa, Arthropoda, Insecta, Diptera, Muscidae. The coding region runs from base 39 to 1310 and encodes 423 amino acids. The record is from RefSeq and is a predicted model, not a curated record.